Molecule: messenger RNA, 1186 nt
Organism: Bombus huntii
Lineage: Eukaryota; Metazoa; Arthropoda; Insecta; Hymenoptera; Apidae
Product: omega-amidase NIT2-like
Exons: 6
Coding region: 1-918 (305 amino acids)
Biological process (GO): oxaloacetate metabolic process; L-glutamine metabolic process
Cellular component (GO): mitochondrion
Molecular function (GO): omega-amidase activity
Source: RefSeq, a predicted model, not a curated record
AUGUUGAUAUUGAGUAGUACCAUACAUAACCUCAACAUUAUGAUACUUACAAACAUCGCUAAACAAGUAGUGCGAACGAUGUCGACAUUUCGCUUGGCGUUGGUACAACUUGAAGUAAAUGAAGUAAAACGCAAAAAUGUAGAGCGGGCAGUUUCCUACAUUUCUAGCGCAAAAGAGCGCAAUGCUGAUAUUAUAGCUCUUCCUGAAUGCUUUAAUUCACCAUAUGGAAUACGUAAUAAUUUCUUUCGAAAAUACGCCGAGAGUAUUCCUGAUGGUGAAACGAGCGUUGCUUUAUCGAAUGCAGCUAAAGAAAACAACAUCUAUGUAGUUGGUGGUACGAUGCCUGAAAUAGAGGGCGAUAAAUUGUACAAUACCUGUACUAUUUGGGGUCCCGAUGGAACUUUGAUAGCAAAACACCGAAAGGUACAUCUAUUCGACAUCGACAUUCCUAAUAAGAUUACUUUUCGAGAGAGUGAUUCACUCAGUCCUGGUAACUCCCUAACGACGUUCGAUGUGAAGGGCUGCAAAAUAGGUAUUGGCAUAUGCUAUGAUAUUAGAUUCGAGGAAAUGGCACGCAUUUAUCGGAACAAAGGUUGCCAAAUGCUGAUAUAUCCAGCGGCAUUCAAUAUGACCACUGGACCACUGCACUGGUCAUUACUUCAGCGUUCCAGAGCGAAUGAUAAUCAAUUAUACGUUGCUUGCAUAUCACCGGCUCGUGUUCCUUCAGCAAGUUACGUCGCAUGGGGGCAUACACAGUUGACCAAUCCCUGGGGAGAGAUUCUUUACGAUUUGGAAACUCAAGAGAAUAUGGCAGUCACCGAUAUCGAUCUAAAAGUUGUUGAGGAAGUAAGGGCUCAGAUACCUACAUUUUCUCAGAGACGUACAGAUUUGUACGACACUGUCUGUAAGAAGGAGUAACUCUACACUAAAACAGAAAAUGUUUUUUUAUAAUAUUUCUACUACAAUAUCCUUUUUUUGCGAAUUAUUACUAAUUUCUUAUCAUUUGUACUAAAUGAAUGACUCAAUUAAGAAAACCAAAACGUUAUAAAUAAUAAUCUGUAUAUCUUGUGUAUCAACAUGUAAUUGGAUAUUAUAAUAAUAUAGGAAUGCUAUAAUAAUAUAGGAUAAUAAUAUAGGAGAAUAGAAUAAUAAUAUAUAAUAAUAAUAUGCUUUUAAACACCUUUAA